Molecule: messenger RNA, 4443 nt
Organism: Aspergillus nidulans FGSC A4
Lineage: Eukaryota; Fungi; Ascomycota; Eurotiomycetes; Eurotiales; Aspergillaceae
Product: protein inpA
Exons: 2
Coding region: 1-4443 (1480 amino acids)
Source: RefSeq, a predicted model, not a curated record
AUGUCUCACUCAAUGUCAUCAUCAUCAUCAUCAUCAUCAUCAUCAUCAUCAUCAAGGGAUGAAGGCCAGAGCAGACUCAAUAACGUGCUCAGCAACAUCGCCAAACAAUGCAGGACCACAUCAGCCCAAGUCCAGGACGUCUACCCCUGUACACCACUUCAACAAGGCCUGUUCGCCCUCUCAUUGACGUCUCCAGGGGCGUACAUGGCCCAGCAUGUCUUUAGACUCCAACCGUUCGUCGAUCAGGGACGCAUGAAGCAAGCAUGGAACGUGGUCCUGCAGAAACAUGCCAUCCUCCGCACGCGGAUCGUCAUGCUUGGGGAAAAUGCCAUGCAGGUCGUUCUCAAGCAAUCGCCUGAAUGGAGGAACUGCAGCGAUCUACGCGCGUAUCUCGAUGCCGAUCAGUCGAUCACCCUUCAGACGGGCGAGCCGCUGACCCGAUGGGCGAUCUCAGACACCCAUCUGGUCUGGAGUGCCCACCAUAGUGUUUAUGAUGGAUUCUCCGUUGAGCUCAUCUUGAGAGAUGUGGCCACAGCCUAUGCGGACGGCGAGAUACCACCCCGGCCUUCGUUUCGCCAAUUCAUCCAGCGGAUGUUCCAGCAAAAGCAGAAGUCGCUGACAGAGGCAUACUGGAAGAAGAAGACAGCACAUCUCGACGAGGUGGAUACGUUUCCUCGACUGCCGGCGUCCACGUACCGACCACGGCCCAACAGCGUGUAUAAGCACGAAUCGAGUCUGGCAAUCGAUGGGCCUUCUGGUGUCACCUUGUCGACCAUCGCCAAUGCGGCCUGGGGGUUGGUGCAGUCCAGCCAUCUCGGCAGCGAGCAAGUCAGCUUCGGGACGACCUUGAGCGGACGCAACGCGAACAUGCCCGACAUCGACAAGGUGGUCGGUCCAACGCUGGCAACGGUGCCCGUCCUUCUGGAUGUCCGGAGCAGCCAGUCUGUAGCCGACUUUCUGCAAGCAACACAGGCCUAUUUCACCGAGUUGAUCCCCCACCAGCACAUUGGGCUGCAGAACUUGAGGCGGCUCAACCGAGCGACGGAAGCAGUCUGCAACUUUCAGACUCUUUUUGCUUUUCAGCCAGGGAUGACCGAGACUCAGGGGCAGUCGCCGUACGGCCAUCUUCUCACCGCAGAGAAUAAGGACAAAGUCGAAGCUGCCUUCUACAGCUAUGCCCUCACAUUCCAGUGCUCUCUAGCAGGAACCGGGAUAAUCAAGGUGCUCGCCUCAUAUGACGACAAGAUCAUUUCGAGCUCGCAAAUGAAACGACUGGUUUUUCAGUUCGAGCAUAUAGUAUCGCAGUUGAUCAGUAGCAAUGGCUCCAAGAGAUUGAGCGAAAUCCAGCUCAUCUCGCCCCAGGACCUGGACCAGCUCGACAUUUGGAAAAGAAAAAUGGAAAGCUACGAGCAACUCUUGCCCUUGGAUGCGAUUCAACGUCAUAUCGACACUCGACCUGAUGCGACAGCCGUCGCUGCCUGGGAUGGCACCCUCUCCUACGUGGAAUUAGACGCUUUCGCCACUCGACUAGCUACAUGGUUAGUGCACGAGCAGAAGGUCGGGCCCGAAAUUGUGAUUCCCAUCUGCUUCGACCGGUCACAAUGGAUGAUCGUCUCUAUCUUCGGUGUAUUGAAAGCUGGAGGCGCCUUUCUACUUCUCGACCCAAUCUACCCUGAGAAUCGCCUCCGGUACAUGAUCAAGAUGGUCAACGCCCGAACUAUCCUCGUCUCCGAAUCGUGCAGAGCGAGGUUUGAGGGAGUUCCUGGUGCCAUACUGGCCGUGAACGCUGCUUGGUUUGAAACCCACACCCACGCAUCCAUUCCUAUGAGGGAACUCCCAGUAGACCGCGCAUUGUACCUUGUCUUUACCAGCGGUUCGACCGGCCAGCCAAAGGGGGUCAUUGUGACACAUGCGUCCUACGCUGCCUCGGCAGCAGGACAUAUGCCCGCGCUGGGGAUGAAUGAAAACACCCGGCAACUGUUCUUCGCAUCGCCCGCAUUCGAUUUAAGUAUCUAUGAAAUUCUGGGAUCCUUAAUGUGUGGCGGUACCGUCUGUGUCCCAACUGAGGAAGACCGCAAUGGAAGCGUAGCGCCGGUUAUUAGAGACAUGAAUGUGAAUCUCAUUUCUCUGACAUCGUCGUAUGCGAGGCAUCUGCGUCCGGAGGAUGUCCCGAGACUCGAGACACUUGCGCUCGUCGGUGAGCCGUUGGCUAGAGACGUCCAGCGUGUCUGGGCCAACCGCUUGACACUCAUAAAUGCCUACGGACCUGCCGAGUGUUCCGUUGUGAGCACGGUCAAGCGUCCUGUCACACUCGAUUCCAACCCAGCCAAUAUCGGUACUACUGUUGCGGGAAGGGCAUGGGUUGUCCACCCCAAAGACCAUGAGAUCCUCCUCCCGAUCGGUGCAACGGGCGAACUUCUGCUCGAGGGCGACCACCUGGCGCGCGGAUAUCUUAACGACGAGGAGAAAACAGCCGCUGCUUACAUUUUCGGUCCAUAUUGGGCACCAUCUCCAACGCCCCGUCGGUUCUACAAGACCGGUGAUUUGGUGCAUUUUGACGAAGACGGGUCGAUCGUCUUCGAAGGCCGCAAAGACUCGCAGGUCAAGAUUCGGGGGCAGCGAGUGGAGAUCGCAGAGAUCGAACAUCAUCUUGCUAGGCUGUUUCCUAAUGCUGCCGGCGCUGCAGUUGACGUCUUCAAGCAUGAGUAUCAUGUUCAUCUGGUCGCCUUUCUCUUCUGCGAUAAAGAAUCCUGGAAUUCUUCGGACACACCGGCAGAUAUUCUGCAGCGUCUUGGUGACGUUAAUGUUUCGACCAUGUCGCACAUAAAACAGCAGCUGGAGCAGGUUAUGCCUCACCAUAUGGUGCCUACCCGGUACCAGAUCUGGGCUCGCAUGCCCACGUCGCUCGCCGGUAAGCUUGAUCGAAAGGCUCUGCGCAAGGAAUUGGGCAACCAGAGUACCACCGUUAUCGAGCUCGACGAAACGAGCACUGAGUUUCCGGUCAUCGAUUCCACGAACAAGGUGGCCCUGCGGUUGAAUCACAAGAUCCUCGACCUCGCGUCGGAAGAAAAGACCACACUCGACGGGCGAGACUUCCCACUGUCCAUCCUGGGCCUCGACUCAAUCCAGCUGAUCACCAUUGUUACGUUUAUUCGGAGUGAAUAUGGCGCAAAAAUGACCGUUGAAACGCUAUACGACCUUAAGCUCACUGUGACAGGCCUCGCAGCCAUGAUCACCUCACCGCACGAUAGGCCAGCGGAAGCUGCGCCGACACUCGACCUUUCCAAGGAGCUGCAGAGGGUCUACAGGGAGUUGACCCGGCGUUCAGAGUCUAUUAAGCACAAACGAAAAGUAUUCUUGACAGGGGCAACUGGGUUGUUGGGCUCUCAGAUUCUGCGCCAGCUGCUCGCCGACCCAAGCGUCCAAAGGGUCAUCGUUCAUGUCCGCGCGAACGAUGCCGCCAAGGGUAUGGCGCGUGUAGUGUCUGCGGCAACUCUCGCCAAGUGGUGGUCAUCCUCCUACGCGAAUCGCGUAGAAUGCUGGCCUGGAGAUCUGGGAAUGCCCCAGCUCGGGCUCCAGCCUGAGCAGUGGCGGAUGCUCUGUGGGACAGCAGACGCAGGGGCUCCGAUCACCUCAGUUAUACACAACGGUGCUGCAGUGCAGUGGCAGGCCCCAUACCAAGCACUCAAGGCUGUCAAUGUCGACUCUACUGUUGAACUACUUACGGCCAUGGCCCAGUGGUCCGAGCCCGGUAGCUUCACCUUUGUCUCUGGAGGGCUGAAACGAUCACCGGGGCAGGACCUCGAAUCCUUCAUGAAAUCUCUAGAGCAGGCAAAUGGCUAUAGUCAAAGCAAGUUUGUAGCUGAGGAGUUGGUCUCGCGCUUUGCAGGCCACCAGUCGACACACCGAGUAUCGAUUGUUCGCCCGGGCUGGGUGAUCGGCACAGAGAAGGAUGCGGUUCCCAAUACGGACGACUUUCUAUGGAAGCUCGUGCAGGCCUGUAUUCAGAUUGGCGCGUAUCCGGCCGAAGGAGGCGAUCUAUGGCUCGCAGUCGCUGAUGCAGAAGAGGUAGCGACUCGUAUUCUAGCGACGACGUUUGCCGCUUCAGGCGAGUCUCCUUCUGUUGACAACGUGGAGAUCGGCACGACAGUCUCGCGUUUCUGGGAGUUGAUCAAAGUACAGACGGGCAUGGAACUGACACAGAUGAGUGCCGAGGACUGGAAGCAGGCUGCACAGGACUUUGCUGCCAGCCAGGAAUCGGAGCAGACCUUCUUGCCCGUGCUGGCCAUGCUGCAAGAUCCGCAGAUGGAGUUUGGAGUACAGCGUCCGGCGAACGGUGGACCACCGAGCAAUGUCAAUGCUGCAAUUAGGAGCAAUAUCAAAACCCUCGUCGAGACGGGCUUUCUCUCGGACUCUUCAGAAGUUGUGAUUGUCGAGGACUAG